AUUUUAUGCGUUUAAAGUAUUUACGUCAAUGCAACCAAUUCAGGCAACUUUAUAGCUUUUACAAACAAUGUAUUGCGAAUUGGUUUAUCAUAAACACAAAUUCAGGCAAGGAAUGAGCUUUAUGAAACUCUUGAGUCAAAAAACGCUGCAAAUGAUUCAGUGAAUCGAAGCGCAAAUCUAACAAACACAAUCAUGUGUAAUGAUGGCUUUGACUAACAAGUUUGUGUUCUUUUAUGAGUUUGUAGUGCUAGUUGGAGAGUUUUUAGUAAUUUAAGUCCAUUACUUUCACUUUAGUGGUUAGUCUUAGUGCUCACAUCUACAAAUACCAUCUAUCACUGCAUCUUUUUACUUGGGUAAAGUUGGUUUUAUAUUCGCACAUUCGGACAUCCGUAUUCAAUAGCCUUGUUAAUCACACUACAUUGGACAUUCAGUGGACAUUCACAAGUAAAUAUGCCAUUAAAACAAUUGCCUAUUUUGAUCGACUGUGAAAAAUGUUGUAAGUUGACAAUCGUUGGUUGUCAAUAUCAUGUCGCUGCUUAAAAUUCGCAAACAUUAAUUUAGAGUUGCUAGGAAGAAAGGAGUUGUGGUUGGUCAUCAGGAUUUCCACAGGAGACACACACGUUCCAGUGGAGAAGCACGGACAAACACAGAAAAACUCCUGGUGAAGCGACUGAGAUCCACGUGACACACUAUUAUAAAGAUGGCGAUUAUUAAAGAGGAGAGUGAAGACAUGAAGAUUGAAGAAGUAUUCACUUUGAGACAUGAAGAUACUGAGGAACAAACAAAGAUGGUGUUUAUUAAAGAGGAGAGUAAUGAGAUGAGGAUUAAAGAAACUUUCAGCAUGAAACAAGAUGAUAAUGAGGAACAAACAGAAAAGAAUCAAGAACUGAAUGAAAAAGAAGAGAAAGAUCAAUAUAAGAGACAAGAUUUCAUGGAUGUAGGAAAAUCUAUACAGACUGAAACAACUUCACUAAAUAAAGUUCAGAAGACAGAAUCUAACAGUGACUUCACCUGCCCGCAUUGUGGAAAGAGAAUCACUACGAAACAUAACCUUAAAGUGCACAUCAGAAUUCACACUGGAGAGAAGCCUCACACAUGCCAACUGUGUGGAAAGAGUUUCACUCACAAAACAACCCUUGAUUCCCACAUGAGAAGUCACACUGGGGAGAAGCCUUACACCUGUGUUCAGUGUGGAAAGAGUUUCCUUCAGAAAACAAGCCUUAAUUUCCACAUGAUGAUUCACACUGGAGAGAAGCCGUUCACAUGUCAUUAUUGUGAAAAGAGAUUUGCACGUAAAAUAAACCUUACAUACCACAAAAAGAGAAAACACUCAGACCUGAUGGCACUGGAAAAACAGAAUCAACAACUGGAAGAAAAAGAAGAGAAAGAUCAAUAUGAAAAAUCUGUGCAGACUGAAACAACUUCAUCAGGAAAAAGAGUUCAGAAGACUGAAUCUAACAGUGUCGUCACCUGCAAACAGUGUGGGAGGACUUGCAAAAAUAAAUACAGCCUUAAUGUGCACAUGAGAGUUCACACUGGAGAGAAGCCUUACACAUGCCAACAGUGUGGAAAGAGCUUUACUGAAAAAGGAAACCUUUAUUCCCACAUGAGUAUUCACACUGGAGAGAAGCCAUUUAAAUGUGAUCAGUGUGGGAAGAGUUUCAGACUAAAAGUUCAAGUUGAUACCCACAUGAGAGUUCACACUGGAGAGAAGCCGUUCAAAUGUGACCAGUGUGGGAAGAGUUUCAAAUAUAGAAUGCAACUUAAUUCCCACAUGAAGAAAGGACGCACGGGAGAGAAUGAUUUAAGGUGUAAAAUACGCCUCAACACUAUUAGGAAACGUAGCACUGCAGAGAAGCAGUUCACCUGCAAACAGUGUGGGAAGACUUUCAAACAUAAACAAAGCCUUAAUAUGCACAUGAGAGUUCACACUGGAGAGAAGCCUUGCACAUGCCAACAGUGUGGAAAGAGCUUCUUUCACAAAGGAAGCCUUAAAACCCACAUGAGAAUUCACACUGGAGAGAAGCCAUUUAAAUGCGAUCAGUGUGGGAAGAGUUUCAGACAAAAAAUUCAACUUGAUUCCCACAUGAGAGUUCACACUGGAGAGAAGCCGUUCAAAUGUGACCAGUGUGGAGAGAGUUUCAAACAAAAAAUGCAACUUAAUUCCCACAUGAAGAAAGAACACUCGGGAGAGAACAGUUUAAGUUUUAUAAAACGUUGCACUGCAGAGCAGCAGUUCACUUGCAAACAGUGUGGGAAGAACUUCCCAUAUAAAUCAUACCUUGAUUCCCACAUGAGAAUUCACACUGGAGUGAAGCCUUUCAUAUGUGCUCAGUGUGGAAAGGGUUUCACGCACAAAGGAAAUCUUAAGACUCACAUGACCCUUCACACUGGAGAGAAGCCUUUCAUAUGUGCUCAGUGUGGAAAGGGUUUCAGACUUAAAUCAACCCUUGAUGCACACCUGAUAAGUCACAGUGACGACACUCGUUACACCUGCAAAGUGUGUGGGAAGAGCUUGGCGUAUGAAAAAACAUUUAUAGACCACAUGAGAACUCACAAUCCUGAGAACCCAUACGUCUGCAAACAGUGUGGGACGAGAUGCUCAAACAAAUCAAAUCUUAAGGCUCACAUGAAAACUCACAAAGGAGAGAAGCCAUUUGUGUGUCUCGAGUGUGGAAAGUGUUUUACACGUCAAAUAACCCUUACUUUCCACAUGAGGCUUCACACAAAGGAGAACUGUUCUAUUUGUCAACAGUGUGGAAAGAUUUUCAGUCAGAAAAUAGCACUUGACAUUCAUAUGAGGCUUCACACCGGAGAGAAACCUUUCAAGUGUCUUCAGUGUAAGGAGAGUUUCACAUAUAAAAGAGCGCUGAAACGUCACGUGGAAAACUCUUGUGGAAAGAAGUCACCAUGCUCUGAGAGUGGAAAAAGGCUUCGAAAAAGGAGAAAUAUCAAAAAUGUUCAACACAUUCAAUCUGAAGAAAGGCCGUUUAGUUGUGAUCAGUGUAAUAAAAAAUUUAUUUUGCCAUCACACUUACAGAUACACCAGAAAAGUCAUGCAGAUGUGAAACCACAUUUGUGUUCAUUGUGUGGAAAGAGAUUUAAAUGGCUCGGCGGUUUAAAAUGGCACCAGAAAAGUCGUAUCUGUGUGAAAGUAAGGUUACGGUCACGCCGCAUCUGAAUGUGGCCCAAAUGUGAUUGUCCACCUUGAAAAUUUGCAGCUUUUACCUCUUUAUAAUUUUGACUUGUUUAAAUGAAUCCGUUUGAGAUCAAACUAAUGCUAAUUUUUUGCUAUAAACUACACACAUGGCAUUAAUGGACUAAUUCUCAUUUUUCUCAGUUAUUUUGCUUUAUUUCCAGAUUAAAUCAAAUGCUUGUUCUUACGUACUAAAGCACGUAUGCACUCUUCAAAAAUGGUACUUUAAGUCUACUUUAAGACAAACUUAAAUAUAUAAAUGACAUUUGUAUAUAUUCUAAAUAAAAGAUAUACAUU
Megalobrama amblycephala (Wuchang bream) is the source of this 3493-nucleotide messenger RNA. RefSeq names its product oocyte zinc finger protein XlCOF6-like. The record is from RefSeq and is a predicted model, not a curated record. NCBI's taxonomy places the organism in Eukaryota, Metazoa, Chordata, Actinopteri, Cypriniformes, Xenocyprididae. Bases 701 to 3181 code for a protein of 826 amino acids. The transcript has 4 exons.